Cynoglossus semilaevis (tongue sole) is the source of this 989-nucleotide messenger RNA. Its product is annotated as KIAA0040 ortholog. NCBI's taxonomy places the organism in Eukaryota, Metazoa, Chordata, Actinopteri, Pleuronectiformes, Cynoglossidae. The transcript has a single exon. Bases 36 to 371 code for a protein of 111 amino acids. The record is from RefSeq and is a predicted model, not a curated record.
AGUUGAAAGCAGCCACAGUUCCAUCUUCUAAAAUCAUGGAGGACACACUAAAGAGCAUCCAGGACUUUUUCUAUCAAAUCUGGACAUUAGUUCUGACCAAGCACAGCCAGGGGGUUUACAACACGAUCUGUCUGGUGGUCCUCCUGUCUCUGCCCCUGCUGGUCCUCAUCAUUACUCUGGUCUUGUGCUGUCACUGCUGCUGCUGUCGCCAUGCCAACCGCAGUUGUUGCUGCUGCGGCCACAGAGCCGCCAUGGAAACAACAAGGUCAGAGACAAAGAAGAGAAAACAUUUGUCUAACAAUGAUGACCUGUGGAUUUCAGUCAAGACAGGACCGAUGACACCUGACAGAGUGGCUAUGGAUUUGGUGUAGUGUAGCCGUGAGUCUUCAUUUUCCUUGGAAUGAUGGCUGAUCCUGGACCAGUGGAGUUGGAGCUGUGAAGCUGAGCUGUUCAAGUGUCUCAAAAGUGUAAAAUUGUAAAAGAUCUUUAACUUGAAUCAUGAAUCAGGUUUUUUUCUUCGUCAACUUGUAUGGAUUUUUCUGAGUGAGAUGUAAAAAUGUACAAAGAAAAAAAUGUUUUAUUACUAAUGGUAUUUUAAAACAAUGCUGUUUAUUUCAGAAAACCUCUGAUGUUGCAGUACACCUGUGUCCUAGGUCAUCUCUUUACCUUUGAAUUAUGACCCUUGAAUGUUAAUGAUCGUAAAUGGUUAGUGUUGCAUUUUGUCGCGACAGUACACUGUGUAGGUUUAUUCUGAUUCUGUAUUACUCCAAAUCUAUUGGCACAUGAACGUAAGAUUUCAAAACCACCCCACCUACAGGCAUAGGCGGACCACCCAAGGAAACAGGAGUGUAUAGACUUUAGUACAUAUAUUAAUUUAUUUUUUCAGAGCCUGGUCAAAUUGACAUGGAAACGUUUUUGUGCACAAACAGAACAUUUCCUUUUGUUGGAUUAAAAAAUAGCCAAUGGCCUUGAUUUUGGCUUUAACAUAC